This is a messenger RNA of Equus quagga, 6331 nucleotides long. It is a transcript of the gene BEND3, whose product is annotated as BEN domain containing 3. The transcript is spliced from 4 exons. The record is from RefSeq and is a predicted model, not a curated record. Lineage: Eukaryota; Metazoa; Chordata; Mammalia; Perissodactyla; Equidae. The coding region runs from base 319 to 2805 and encodes 828 amino acids. Gene Ontology annotation, molecular function: DNA binding. Gene Ontology annotation, biological process: rDNA heterochromatin formation. Gene Ontology annotation, cellular component: heterochromatin.
GGGAGGGGCGGGCCGGGGGUGGGGGCGGAGGGGUUGUGGUUCCACUGCAGCGGGGGCUCCUGUGUCCUUGUGCGGAAAUGACACACGGAGUCCCGUCACGUCACGCGAGAGCGCAGCGCACGGACACACACAAAGAGAGGGGAAAAUACACGGCGCCCGCCCGCCGCCCCCAGCAACCGCCCGGGCCGCCCCGGCCAGGCCCUCCGCGCGCGGCCCCCGCUCCCCGGCCCCGCGCGCCCCCGCCCCCCCACGUGGCGCCCAAACUCGGCGCGGGCCCGCUCGGCAAAGUACAGAACUCGUGUCCCAGUGAAAUAGAAGAUGAACGCAACUGAAUUCAGUGAAGAUGUAGAAGAAGUUCUAAAAAAUAACACUGUGAAAGUGGAGACAGAGGCCGAAGAUGCUGCCCUGGACUGCUCAGUGAACUCCAGGUCUGCCGAGAAGCACCCUCUGGACAGCGUCUUCACUGCCCUCCAGGACUCCAGCAAGCGCAAGCAGCCGGGCAGCGAUGGCCAGCCCGACUCCGUCCCCAGCGUGAAGAGGCGGCGGCUGAUUCCCGAGGCGCUCCUAGCAGGCAUGCGGAACCGGGAGAACAGCUCGCCCUGCCAGGGCAAUGGGGAGCAGGCCGGCAGGGGCAAGAACUCGGGCUCCGUGUGGCCGGGCGAGGAGGAGCCCUGCAACGAUGUGACCACCCCCUCCUACAAGAAGCCUCUGUAUGGCAUCUCGCACAAGAUCAUGGAGAAGAAGAACCCUCCCAUGGGGGAUGCACUCAACACCUACGAGCUCUUCGAGAAGGCCAACGCGGGCAACAGCCCCUCACCACUGCGGCUCCUGAACGAGCCACAGAAGCGGGACUGCGGCAGUGCCACAGCGGCCACCGACGGGGACCCCAACAUCUACUUUCUGAUCCAGAAGAUGUUCUACAUGCUCAACACACUCUCCUCCAACAUGUCGCAGCUGCACAGCAAGGUGGACCUGCUCUCCCUGGAGGUGAGCCGCAUCAAGAAGCAGGUGAGCCCCACGGAGAUGGUGGCCAAGUUCCAGCCGCCCCCCGAGUACCAGCUCACGGCGGCCGAGCUCAAGCAGAUCGUGGACCAGAGCCUGUCGGGCGGGGACCUGGCCUGCCGCCUGCUGGUGCAGCUUUUCCCCGAGCUCUUCAGCGAUGUGGACUUCUCCCGCGGCUGCAGUGCCUGCGGCUUCGCUGCCAAGCGGAAGCUGGAGUCGCUGCACCUGCAGCUCAUCCGCAAUUACGUGGAGGUCUACUACCCGUCGGUGAAGGACACGGCCGUGUGGCAGGCCGAGUGCCUGCCGCAGCUCAACGACUUCUUCAGCCGCUUCUGGGCCCAGCGGGAAAUGGAGGACAGCCAGCCGGGCGGCCAGGUCGCCAGCUUCUUUGAGCCGGAGCAGGUGGAUGCCGGCCACUUCCUGGACAACAAGGACCAGGAGGAGGCCCUGUCUCUGGACCGGAGCAGCACCAUCGCCUCAGAUCACGUGGUGGACACGCAGGACCUCACGGAAUUGCUGGAUGAGGCCUCCUCGCCUGGCGAGUUCGCCGUCUUCCUUCUCCACCGGCUCUUCCCCGAGCUCUUCGACCACCGGAAGCUGGGCGAGCAGUACAGCUGCUACGGGGAUGGCGGCAAGCAGGAGCUGGACCCGCAGAGGCUGCAGAUCAUCCGCAACUACACGGAGAUCUACUUCCCCGACAUGCAGGAGGAGGAGGCCUGGCUGCAGCAGUGCGCCCAGCGCAUCAAUGACGAGCUCGAGGGCCUGGGGCUGGACGCGGGCAGCGAGGGUGAGCCACCGCGGGACGACUGCUACGACUCCUCCAGCCUGCCCGACGACAUCUCCGUGGUCAAAGUGGAGGACAGCUUCGAGGGCGAGCGGCCCGGCCGGCGGUCCAAGAAGAUCUGGCUGGUGCCCAUCGACUUCGAGAAGCUGGAGAUCCCGCAGCCUGACUUCGAGGUGCCAGGCGCCGACUGCCUGCUCAGCAAGGAGCAGCUGCGCAGCAUCUACGAGAGCAGCCUGUCCAUCGGCAACUUCGCCUCGCGCCUGCUGGUGCACCUCUUCCCCGAGCUCUUCACCCACGAGAACCUGCGCAAGCAGUACAACUGCAGCGGCUCCCUGGGCAAGAAGCAACUGGACCCGUCCCGCAUCAAGCUCAUCCGCCACUACGUGCAGCUGCUCUACCCCCGGGCCAAAAACGACCGUGUCUGGACCCUGGAGUUUGUGGGCAAACUGGACGAGCGCUGCCGGCGCAGGGACACGGAGCAGAGGCGCUCCUACCAGCAGCAGCGCAAGGUCCACGUGCCCGGCCCCGAGUGCAGGGACCUGGCGAGCUAUGCAAUCAACCCCGAGAGGUUCCGAGAGGAAUUUGAGGGCCCCCCGCUGCCUCCCGAGAGAAGCAGCAAGGACUUCUGCAAGAUCCCCCUGGACGAGCUGGUGGUCCCCUCGCCCGACUUCCCGGUGCCUUCGCUUUACCUGCUGUCAGACAAGGAGGUGCGCGAGAUCGUGCAGCAGAGCCUCUCCGUGGGCAACUUCGCCGCCCGGCUGCUUGUGCGGCUCUUCCCGGAACUCUUCACCGCCGAGAACCUCCGGCUGCAGUACAACCACUCCGGGGCCUGCAACAAGAAGCAGCUGGACCCCACGCGCCUGAGGCUCAUCCGCCAUUAUGUGGAAGCCGUCUACCCCGUGGAGAAGAUGGAGGAGGUGUGGCACUACGAAUGUAUCCCCAGCAUCGACGAGCGGUGCCGCCGCCCCAACAGGAAGAAAUGCGACAUCCUGAAGAAAGCCAAGAAAGUGGAGAAGUGAUGGGCAACCUGCGGACCGAGCGUUUCUUUUGGAGCACGCGUAUGGUACCCAUAGACCCGCACCUUAUGUCAUUGGGGAGUGGCUUACUGCAUUUGCACACGUACACACCCACCCAACCACAAGAAAGAAGCCUUGCGUUUUUGGUCUCUUGUACUUAGGACUUCUGUCCUGUGUUCCCUGGUGGUGCAGAGUGUGGGGAGAGCCGAGCUGUGAGAACAGAGAGGCUUCAGAGUGGGGCACGCUCUCCCUGGCUGUGUCCUCCCUGACCCUCGCAAUUUGAAAUGCAAACCCAGCAACUCUCUUGUUCCUCUUCCCACAUUUUACAUCUUCCAUUUUUAUCAAUUUUUUUUAAUUAAAAAGAAACCCUUUUUAAAAAAAUCAUUGGGCUCUUUGGGGGCCAUUUUACUUAGAGAAAAAAUCUUUUAAAUAUUUGAGAUGAAGUACUGUAAGAUGACUUCAGUUGCUAGGAUUUUUUUUUUAAAGAUGGUUUCAGAUUUAUGAAAUUUUUAGAAGUGCCAUGUUCAUGCAUGAUGGCUAAUAAGAGCUUCAGGUGGUAGAGAGACCGAUUUUACCAAUCUUGUCUUUUACAUCUGAUUUUAGAAAAGUCAAGAUGCCCCUUGGAUGGCAGUAGAGGGGAUGGAAUAGUGAUGUCCUUUCUGACCAUGGUCGCAUUCUCCCUUCCACUGUGGUGCCAAGGAGGGGGUGUGUGUGCGGCCUGGUCUGUUCGUCAUUGCUGCGUCGGUAGAAUGUUGUGCGCACUCUCUGUAGAUGAGAACACUGGAUGAUGAUGAUGAUGAUGAUAAUGAUGAUAUGAAUGUAGAUAGACGUGGAAACACGUUCACAGUGUCUUCAUCUGAGCUGUGUCCUUCCACUGCCCCCUUCCCUUGCCACACCAGAAUGCUGGUUGGAGCAGCAGACACGUUUCCUUGGAAAACAGUGUGUGGCUAUUUGGCUUGUUUGAUUUAAGGAUGGGCCCCUUUGGGCUUACCAAGAACUGUUUACUUCCCGUGUGUGUAUUUGUACAAAACCCAGGUUCUGGGAGCUGUAUGGUGACUUCACCACACCUCAGUGUUAGCUCUUCCAGUCAGGACACAUCCUUGUUCCUCAGGGCGGGCCUAGGCCUCAGGCCCUCUUGGGGACACCUGGUAUUGGAAGGGCACAGGUCAUUUCAUAUGGGGUCCCCAUAUGCCUUCCCAGGGUCCACGCAGAGUUUUCCCCUCAGACCCCCUAGAAGGUCCUGCUGUCCUACAUCUGGCUGGCCCCUUGGCCUCAGGUUGAGACAUCUUGUCUCUCCCCGCUGGUUGGGAAGUUCGCACUGCUCCAGGCCAGCGGCGUGCUCUCUGGGAGUUCCAAACAGGGACUUCCCCAAUAGGUAAAGUCCUUAAAAAGAAUACUUUUACCUGCCUGAUUCUGGGGGCCAAAUGCCUAAGAGGGAAAGGAAACAGGAAACAGUCCAACCCAAACUGAGUACCUACCAGACACCUAGAACAUGGACUGGCCCACGCACGGCAGUCAGGGAGCCCUGGGAACGCUACAGUUAGUGACCUAAUGCCUUCAUCGUUUGCUACCUUAAAAUGCAGGAAUAGAAACAAUCUGUGAAUUUUCUUUAUACAGCUGAUGAGGACUUCAGUGCCAGGGCUGUGUGACAUCAUUUUGCCUGCACCUAGUGGGCAUUUUUUUUUUAAUGGCAGGAUUUUGAGCAAUGUAAAGUUGCUGGUCUGACUUUAGUAAGUUUGCUUUUAAAUGUCAUUUACAGAUUAUUUCUCUUAAAACUGCAGACCUAAAUUAUUGAAAUUUAGAAAUGCACAGAGACUUAAUGACGCUCUCUCAUCCACUUACAUGUGCACACACAUUUCUUACUAAAACACUGAAGUGAGAGGAAGGGGACCUACAUGAAUAACACCUGCAACCUCUGUGCCUGGAAAGAAGGGACUGGAGCAGCCAGGAGACUCACUUUCCCCCUCACUUGGGCCUUUCUCUAUGCCUUAGUCUCUCCAACACACAGAUGCACGCACGCACACACACACGCACACACACGCCCCACCCAAAGAUGGCGGUGGUACUCGCCUGCUGGCCCUGCUGCUUGGCGGAUGCCCUGGAAUUUGUUCUGGUCUCCAGGAUGUAGCCAAGAGGAUUCCAAGCCAUGUGAAAAUUGCCCUGCUUUCUAGAGGGUGGAAUGUGACCCUGCAAUGUCAGAAGCACAAUCAUGUAUUAAUAAUAAAAAUAUUCUGUCUACCCACAUUGCAGAAAUCAACAAGUUCUAGGUUCUGGAAAUGAAAUAUGUCUCUUUAUAACCUAGAGCAUGUUCAAGUUUUAGAAACCACACUUUGGUGGUUUCCUUCAUACCUUUCCUGGGUAGGGCUUCUUCCCCCCAAAUCUUAGAACCCCUUUCAUGAAGAGAGGUGGACACACUUUGAGAGCUGUUUCCUGUCCCUCCAGACUGUCUCACCAGGAAACGCCUGCAGGUCCUGUGUCUGUCUGUAUGGUGUCCUCAUUUCUCCAGCAAUCCCGGUGGGCUCCAGGGGCGAUUUUUUACAUGAAGCAAUAGAAGUACAAAAUACUUAUUUUUUUCAAAAUUUAAUGUUUUCCAUGAAAUCUGUUGGCAAACCCUUUCCCUGUCCCCAUCUAAAUUUUUGGUUUUUACUUGUUUGUUUUUUGGAUUUGUCUUGUUUCACCUUUUAUCCAGAAGACUGAAGAAUUAGCACAGACACGUUCUAAUGUCAAGUAAAAUAGCAAGUCACAAUAGGUGGUAGUGUCCCUCGUUUUCUCUGUUAGUAAGUUUUAAAGAAUGUAUGAAGAUAGUCAUGAAUGUACGAGAUGUCCUAAUCCUGCUUCAGUUCACUUUGGCUGUGUCUACAUGACAACAAACGUCUGACAGGGAAUAAAGUCAUGUCUAGUGUCAUGGAUGUUAGUGUGUCCCUCCCCUUCAGUGUUGGCCCCAAAACUUCCUUUCUCUUUUUAAGUUGGGGAGGAGGGGGUACCACAUCAGCAGCAAUCAUCAACCAACCAAUGGGAUCUACAUAGUGGUAAGUGGAUUAGCUGUUUAAAUGGUAGGAGUUGCUGGCCUGUCCACACCACGGCAUGGCCCUUGGGUUCCUGUAGAGAUGGCUUCCGUUUCCACCUUUUCCCUGAAUCUUUGCUUCCUGCCUGGUUGAGAGGGGUGUCUCAGACCCCUGACUGGAGGUCACUGAGCUCUCACCCUGCCUGGCCAUGUGGAUAGACGAUAUGAAGUAGUGGUGGUGCCGAGGGGCUGUUCCUGCCAUUCGAAAUACUUGCCUCGAGUAGAUCCAGCCUUAAUGAUUUUCUGACAUCCUAGUGAUAGCAGACCCUGCACAAAGUGGAUAUCAGAUUAAUACUGUGAGGAGACAAAAUAAUAAAGAUAGUUUUACCAAAGAUGAUGAAAUAUUGCAUAAUGUCUGCAUUUUACCAUUGAUUUGAGUGCAUCCUUAGAAAACUGAAUGUAACAAAAACCCAGGACAUUUUUUGGAAAUUGUAUGCUCUCUAGCAACUUUGUGUGAAUUUUUAU